AUGUCACAUCUCCGCCCGCUUCAUAUCACUACUACAUUGAGUGGGAUCAAGGUGAACAAGGUCUUGAUUGAUGGUGGUGCGACAAUUAGUCUUUUGCCUGAGAGGAUGUUAUUGAAAGUGGGAAAACAUCCUGAUGAUUUGGUCCCCACGAAUAUUACUGUGACAGAUUUUAGUGGAACCUCGACUCCAGCUAGAGGCCUGGUUACUUUGACUGUGAAAGUUGGCUCAUCUGAGCGCAACACUGUGUUUGUGGGGGUUCCAUUGAGAGCAAGCUAUAAUACUUUGUUGGGGCGAGAUUGGAUUCAUGGUGUAGGUGCAGUCCCCUCCACUGUGCAUCAAAGUGUUUUUCUAUGGACAAAGGAUGGCAAACCUGAAGUCAUCAAGGCAGAUUCGAACCUUUAUGUCAAACAACUGCACGUUGAUUUCAGGAUGUACAAUCCUAAAUUGAAGCCUUUGAAUGUUGAUCGGACACUAAAUUCUUAUAAUUGUGAAGGUUGCUACUUGUCCUCAGAGGGCUUAUCAGUGAAGUUGCGCUACCCAGAGUUGGGGUUUGAACCAACUGAAAAUAAAGAUGGUUCAUCUGAUGAAGUUGAAUCACACAGGGUUAGUCGUUUUUCUAAUUAUCAUUGUAUCAACUCGAUUUCUUCAGUCGAGUCUUGUUUUGGUUUAGAUAUUUCAAAUAUAUGUAAUGAAAGUAAUGCUUCGAAUCCAAUGGAUGACUUGAUAGCGGAAGCUCAUUGUGUUGAAAAUCGAAGUAAUGUUAAUAAAAUAAAUAAUUCAGUUCCUUCUAUUUCUGAUGACAUUAUUGAUUUCACUUUCGAUUGCAUCUAUGAUUUAGAACCACUAGGUUUCGAAAAAUAUUCGGUAAAGGAUGAUGAUCAUUAUAAAGGGUUCGAAUCUCAAGAUCCUUUAGAGGAAGUAAAUCUGGGAACUCCAGAUGAUGUUCAAAUUACAUAUAUAUGUAAAGGUCUUGUCGAUCCUUUUCGAACUGAACUCUAUAAUCUUCUACAUGAGUUUAAAGAUUGUUUUGCUUGGGGUUAUCAUGAGAUGCCUGGUCUCGAUCGUUCACUUGUGGAACAUCGAUUAGCAUUAAAACCGAAUGCUAGACCUGUAAAGCAAACUCCAAGACGUUUUUCUCCGCAAAUCAAUGAAAAAAUUAAAGAAGAAAUAGAACGCUUGAUUAAAGUGAAGUUUAUUCGAACUGCACGAUAUGUUGAAUGGGUUUCGAAUAUUGUUCCAGUAAUGAAGAAAAACGGCAAGUUAAGAGUAUGCAUUGAUUUUCGAGAUUUGAAUAAUGCAGAUAUGUUAAUUGAUUUUGCAGCAGAAAAUGAAAUCCUUAAUUUUAUGGACGGUUAUUUGGGAUAUAACCAGAUCUUCAUUGCGGAAGAUGACGUGUCUAAAACUACUUUUCGUUGUCCUGGGGGGUUAGGUACUUAUGAAUGUGUGGUUAUGCCUUUUGGUUUGAAAAAUGCUGGUGCAACGUAUCAGCGGGCAAUGAAUGCUAUUUUCUAUGAGUUUAUUGGAAAAUUUAUGGAAGUUUAUAUUUAUGACGUCAUGGUUAAAUCGAUUUCGGUGAGUCAACACAUCGACCACUUGAGACAGGCAUUUGUUACCAUGAGGAAGAAGGGAUUAAAAAUGAAUCCUUUAAAAUGUGCUUUUGGCGUAUCGGCUGGAAAUUUUUUAGGCUUUGUCGUUCAUAAGAAAGGAAUUACAAUUGAUAAAAAUAAGGCAGAUGCAAUAUUGGCAUUAUCCGCACCCAAAUCGAAGAAAGAAGUGCAGUCUUUCUUGGGUAAGGCUCCGAUUAUGGCAAAUGUUCGUCCACAUGAGCCUUUGAAACUAUAUAUUGCAGUAUUUGAGAGCACAAUUGGGUGCAUGUUAGCCCAAGAUGAUGAAGACGGGCAUGAGCGGGCAGUUUACUACCUUAGUCGAGUUCUGACUGAUAUCGAAACAAGGUAUUCUCCGAUAGAGAAAUUGUGUUUGUCUCUAUAUCAUGCUUGUAUGAAAUUGAAGUGUUAUAUGGUGGCUAAAUCGUUAUCAAAGGAAUUUAAGUGCAAUAAUGAGAGGUUGCAGGAGUAUUUGACAACUGCUUGGGAGUUGUUAACUUCUUUUCGAAGAGUUUCUUUGGUUCACAUUCCAAGAAUUCACAAUGAAAUUGCUAACGAAUUAGCCCAAAUUGCUUCGAAAUAUAAAAUCGGUCCAGGAACUCUUGAGAAAUUGGCUAGUAUUCAUCAGAUUCUAGUACCUGCGAGUGAGAAAGAAGUUUUGUGCAUGGAUGAAUGGGAAGAUAUUGAUUGGAGGAAGCCUAUUGCUCAGUAUUUAAAGGAUCCUAAUAUUCCAGUUGAUAGAAAGAUGAAUUACGGGCAAUGA
Messenger RNA from Arachis ipaensis, 2367 nucleotides. Lineage: Eukaryota; Viridiplantae; Streptophyta; Magnoliopsida; Fabales; Fabaceae. The record is from RefSeq and is a predicted model, not a curated record.